AUGACCGUCUACUCCCGAGUACUGGACAUCGGCUACUCCAGAUGGCACAGUUUUCAGGACAGGAUCCGAGACCCCAAGGCUCAGCGACGACUGGUACUGGUCAUCGUGUGUAUUGCCCUGUUGCUGGACAACAUGCUGUACAUGGUCAUCGUUCCCAUCAUUCCCAACUUCCUGACCCUGCAGAAGGAGCAGCAGGAGGAUAUGAAGUACCAAUACCGUUACUACAACAUGACACAUUCUGGCAACGUGUCGAACGACGUGACUCACGGCUAUGUUCUCGCCCACAAACUAAAUCCCAGCGGUCAGUUCAAAAAUGGGGAGAUCGUCAAUGUGCCUCAGGACGCCGUGUUAGCCAUCAAUAACACUUUCCACCCCGACCAUCAUCCUGACAACAGGAUAUACCUUCUGAAGAUUCCUGUCCCUCCACCUCCAAUCUCUUACGGUGACGAAGGUCUGGCUAUCGGCGUCUUGUUUGCUUCCAAGGCUAUUUGCCAGUUGUUUGUGAACCCGUUCACGGGAGGUCUCAUUGACAGAAUUGGCUACGAUGUUCCGAUGAUGAUUGGUCUGACUAUUAUGUUCUUCUCCACCUCCGUGUUCGCCCUAGGUGAAAGUUACGCUGUGCUUUUCUUGGCGCGAAGUCUCCAGGGAGUCGGCUCAGCAUUUGCAGAUACUUCCGGUUUAGCCAUGAUAGCUGAUCGAUUCACGGAGGAGGGCUUCCUUUGGCUCAAUAUCCUAAUCUUCAUGACCAACGUCAUGUACGCCCCACUGCUCAUAUUCCUCCGCAACAUCUACGUGUACAAACCCUUUGACAACGACAACGAGCUGCUCAUCGACGACCCUCCACCCAAAAGCUACAAUACCUACGUGCAGAAUGGCGGUCUUCACGGCAAGCCCGAGAUCCUGGACAACGCGGACAACUUUGCCAGCCAUCUCAAAAUCAGCAAUAGAAAAAGCAACGAAAUCGACUGCUACCCUCCCCCUACGGAGCCUGAGUACGUGUACAGCAAAGACACCUCUUACAACUUCUAUAACCAGUUUCAAUGA
Candidula unifasciata is the source of this 1044-nucleotide messenger RNA. Lineage: Eukaryota; Metazoa; Mollusca; Gastropoda; Stylommatophora; Geomitridae. The record is from the annotation of a GenBank genome assembly.